Megalops cyprinoides (Indo-Pacific tarpon) is the source of this 2919-nucleotide messenger RNA. It is a transcript of the gene tmem184c, whose product is annotated as transmembrane protein 184C. The record is from RefSeq and is a predicted model, not a curated record. Gene Ontology annotation, molecular function: transporter activity. The coding region runs from base 517 to 1857 and encodes 446 amino acids. Lineage: Eukaryota; Metazoa; Chordata; Actinopteri; Elopiformes; Megalopidae. The transcript has 10 exons. Gene Ontology annotation, biological process: transport.
GCAUGACACGGGUACCACGAAAAUAGGAAAAGCGUUUUAGCUGCUGGUGUAACAAUGAAGUUAGUUGACUGUAACGUUGUUUUUAGGGUUAACAGGCACGUUUAGUAGUUUACUCCGUAUAUGUAAGAGCUUGCCAAUUUAACAUUUACAUUCUGGUUUGACAUUAUUGAAACAGUUGUUAAAACAGCAAAGGGGAUAGCUAGUAUAGAGUCAAGGGUGGUCCGCUGUGUACGCUAUGGUUUGUUUACAAAUUAGUCUUAGUGAGCUAGCCAGCAAGGUAUUCAUGAUGGACAUUAUGUAGCCAUCUAGCUAAAUGGUUUAACAGCAUAACUAACUAGUUGCUCACGUUGCGAAUCUAAUGCAUUUGAAGCAUGCUCUAAGAUCGGAUCUUUCAACCUCGCUGGCUAGCUGUGUGGUAGCUAGCCGGCUAGCUUGGAGAUAAUUAGUCAUUUUUGGAUAGCUUCAGCGAUUGAAUGUGGCUAGCUAGGUAGCUGGCUGGCUAAAAAGUGGGAGAAAAUGCCUUGCACUUGUGGGAACUGGAGAAGAUGGAUUCGACCAUUGGUCGUGUUGUUGUAUAUUUUGUUAUUACUGGUGGUGUUACCUCUAUGUGUGUGGGAACUGCAGAAAUCAGAGGUUGGCACCCACAACAAAGCAUGGUUCAUCGCUGGCAUAUUUGUGUUCAUGACCAUACCCAUAUCUCUGUGGGGAAUCCUGCAGCACCUUGUACACUACACGCAACCUGAACUACAAAAACCCAUCAUCAGGAUAUUAUGGAUGGUGCCAAUAUACAGUUUGGACAGUUGGAUUGCUCUGAAGUAUCCCAACAUUGCCAUCUACGUGGACACAUGCAGAGAAUGUUAUGAAGCUUAUGUCAUCUAUAACUUCAUGAUCUUUCUGCUGAAUUACCUGGGGAACCAGUAUCCCAGCCUGGUAUUGAUGCUGGAAGUACAAGAACAGCAAAAGCAUCUGCCUCCAUUGUGCUGUUGCCCGCCGUGGCCCAUGGGAGAGGUGUUGUUAUUCAGAUGCAAACUUGGAGUCCUACAGUACACUGUCGUUAGACCCUUCACUACAGUGAUUGCGUUGAUCUGUCAGCUGUGUGGUGUGUACGACGAGGGCAACUUUAGCUCCAAAAAUGCAUGGACCUACCUGGUGAUCGUCAACAAUGUGUCCCAGCUGUUCGCCAUGUACUGCCUGGUACUGUUCUACAAAGCGCUGAAGGAGGAGCUCAACCCCAUCCGUCCAGUAGGGAAGUUCCUGUGUGUCAAGCUGGUGGUGUUCGUGUCCUUCUGGCAAGCAGUGUUCAUUGCUUUCCUUGUGAAGGUGGGAGUCAUUUCGGACUCUCACACCUGGGACUGGGACAGUGUGGAGGCUGUGGCCACAGGCUUACAGGACUUCAUCAUCUGCGUGGAGAUGUUCCUGGCUGCCAUCGCUCACCACUUCAGCUUCACCUACAAGCCUUACAUCCAGGAGGCGGAGGAGGGUUCCUGCUUCGACUCCUUCCUGGCCAUGUGGGACAUCUCCGACAUCAGAGCCGACAUAUCGGAGCAAGUGCGCAACGUCGGACGAACAGUUCUCGGCCGGCCCAGAAAGACGUACUUCGGAGACGACGACCAGGAACAGAACGAGCACACGGGCCUGCUUUCGGGAGGGGCCCAGGACCCCAUCACGGAGACCGCCUCCAACCCCCCGUCCCCCACGGGCCGCUACCAGGGCCUGGGGCGCACCGUCGCGCCCCACUCGCUCUCCGCCCCCGCCGGGCUCAGCACCGCGGUCUGGGAGGUGGACGGCGUGCAGCCGAACUCCACGCACACAGACACAGCGGCCCGCCCCGACCCGGACGACGGCACUAUUUCCUAGUCUGUCCCCUCCCUCCAUCACUGUCCAAUCAAGUCUGCUAGUUCCAUUUUAAGAAACACAAACAUGUACGCAGACAGUCUCGGUGCUGGUGCACGCUCUCGGUGCUGGUGCACCCGUGCAUUCAGUAUAGCUGACAGUUUAGGCACAAAACCAAAAGAACACAGUGGGGAGAAACACCAACAGCUUGUUUUUUGUUCCUUUGUUGAGCAACUCUGUGGUGUCUUAUGGGUAUUACUGCCAGUGGACCUUUGGCUGGAUGACAGUGUCUGAAGAAGGCUGCCCUCUGCUUUAUGAAUGUUUUAUUUGUGUCAUUAAUAGUUCUUUGAUGCCAUCCUGGCCUGCAGCUAUAGUGCAACCAAUCCUGUGCUUUUUGCUUCUGUCCCCCUGCUACUUGGGGUGUCUUACUAGACAUUUUAUUUUGGAAAAAAUAUAUAUAUAUUUUUUUGGUCAUAGAACACAUUUUUCAUGACUAUGGCAUUAUGUCACUAGGUGAUGGUUUUAUAAGCUGAUUUCCCUUAAAUGCAUAAACCUGUAUGUUUAAAGGCUUGGACAUAUCACCAGGUGAAACAGCAUUAUCCCAAUAGACCAUCACUCCUCACUGUACGCACAUACAUCUGGGGAGAAGUGUGCAUACAUUUGCUAUACUAGAGAAAAAUGAGUAGUUAUUUUUAAAAAGCCAGUUAUGAAAUAUCAGUGGUCUGUUGAGGUGGACCUAGUUUGGAACAGCUGUGAAAAUUAGGAUAAGUUUUUCCCUAUUGCUAAACUGCGGCAAGCAAGCUUUUCUAGGAUCUUACUCUAAACCCUCUGUAUGAAGCUACAAUUUGUGGUUAUACCCUUACACUACACUACUACCACAACACUUUCUGACUGGACUUUGUGUUGGUGGGUAGGAUUAUAUAGGUAAUGACACUAACAUGUAAAACAAGUUGUUUGUGGUAAAAACAAAUGAUCAAGCAUUUUUCUUAUGGUGUGGAAGGACCAGGUUAUAAAUGAUUUCACCUUUUACCUUGUUGUUGUUCUUAUUUGCAUAUGUCUUCUAAGGAGAACGGUGUUGCAAAUAUU